Messenger RNA from Nerophis ophidion (straightnose pipefish), 3426 nucleotides. It is a transcript of the gene flot1b, whose product is annotated as flotillin 1b. Bases 157 to 1440 code for a protein of 427 amino acids. NCBI's taxonomy places the organism in Eukaryota, Metazoa, Chordata, Actinopteri, Syngnathiformes, Syngnathidae. Gene Ontology annotation, cellular component: plasma membrane. Gene Ontology annotation, biological process: positive regulation of cell junction assembly; positive regulation of cell-cell adhesion mediated by cadherin; regulation of receptor internalization. The record is from RefSeq and is a predicted model, not a curated record. The transcript has 13 exons.
CAAUGCAGAUGGGGCGUGGUCACCAGUGCACUUCCGGUCGCGGCGGACAUUUUUUUGUCGUUGAGACUGACAGAAAACAGAAACCCUGCUCGAGCUGCCGUGACGAUAAUAACGCUUAUUUUGUUGUUGCCUCCAACGAAUAUUGAAGCAGCAGUUAUGUUCUACACAUGUGGACCCAAUGAAGCUAUGGUGGUUUCAGGCUUCGGCCGUUCUCCUCCACUAAUGAUCGCUGGAGGACGAGUGUUUGUCCUCCCUUGUAUUCAGAAGCUCCAAAGAAUCACUCUGAACACUCUGACUCUAAAUGUGAAGAGUGACAAAGUCUACACCCGCCAUGGUGUCCCCAUCUCUGUCACUGGCAUUGCUCAGGUGAAGAUCCAGGGCCAGAACAAGGAGAUGCUGGCCACUGCCUGCCAGAUGUUCAUGGGAAAGUCAGAGCAUGAGAUUGCCAACAUUGCCCUGGAGACCCUGGAGGGCCACCAGAGGGCCAUCAUCGCCCACCUGACUGUGGAGGAGAUCUACCAGGACCGCAAAAAAUUUUCUGAGCAGGUCUUCAAGGUGGCCUCCUCUGACUUGGUCAACAUGGGGAUCGGAGUAGUCAGCUACACCCUCAAAGAUGUCCAUGAUGACCAGGACUACCUCCACUCACUAGGUAAGGCCAGGACUGCCCAGGUGCAGAAGGAUGCCAGGAUUGGAGAGGCUCAGUACAAGCGGGAUGCAGUCAUCAGGGAGGCCCAAGCCAUGCAAGAGAAAGUGUCCGCUCAGUACAAGAACGAGAUUGAGAUGGCCAAAUCCCAGAGGGACUAUGAGCUGAAAAAGUCGGCCUAUGACGUGGAGGUCAACACCAAGAAGGCAGAGUCAGAAAUGGCCUAUCAGCUUCAGGUGGCCAAGACCAAACAGCUCAUCGAGGAAGAGAAAAUGCAAGUUCAGGUUGUGGAGCGAAGCCAGCAGAUCAUGCUGCAGGAGCAGGAGAUCGUCCGCAAGGAGAAGGAGCUGGAGGCCAAAGUCAAGAAGCCCGCCGAGGCUGAGAAGUAUCGUCUGGAGAGGCUGGCUGAGGCUCAGCGCUCGCAGCUCAUCCUGGAGGCCGAAGCGGAGGCGGAGUCCAUCAGAAUGAAGGGCGAGGCCGAGGCGUUCGCCCUGGAGGCAAAGGGCCGUGCUGAGGCAGAGCAGAUGGCCAAGAAGGCGGAGGCCUUCAAGCAGUACGGCGACGGCGCCAUGGUGGACAUGUUGCUGGAGAAACUACCGCUGAUGGCAGAGGAGAUCAGCAGGCCGCUGUCAUUAGCCCAGAAGGUCACCAUGGUGUCCAGCGGCGGCUCGGACGUGGGCGCGGCCAAGUUGGCAGGCGAGGUCUUGGAAAUCAUGACCAAGGUGCCAUCAGCUGUGGAGAAACUGACUGGAAUAGACAUUUCCCAGGUUACAGGACAGUCCCUGCGCGUACACUAAGAGGACGUGGAGCAUCAGGCCUCCUCUCGCCGUGCCUCAAUUAUCUCUGACGUCAUCAACGUGCAUGCAGAUGUGUCUCUUCCUCCUCCUUUUCAUAUCUCGUAAGUGCUGGCGUUUGAACCGCGUGGCUCUUUUUGUCCCCCGAAGAUCCGUUUAGCUUGAGAUGGUUUAGUGUUUGCAUUCUUUGUGGCAUCAAAAGUGUUUGUUGCUAGAUGUCAAAUGUACUUUUUUAGAUCACUGUUAACUUAUGCACUACACAUGAACUGAGCGCCAAACAUGUUACUACCACCACCAUGACAAGAAAACAAGUGGUAAUAUUCUGAGAAUAUUGUCACGAUUUGACGUAGGACAAAGGUUGUGAUACUGCAAGAAUAAAAUGGGAUUAUUACAAGAGGGGAAAAAAACGGGCUGAUAAUUCAAGACAAACUUGUGGGGGAUGUUUUGCAAGAAUGAAAUUAGAAUACCGUAUUUCCUUGAAUUGCCGCCGGGCAUAUAGUAUACGCCUGCCUUGAAGUACUGCCGGGUCAAACUCGCUUCACAAAAUAAUUAGCGCAUGCUUAGUAUUACGAGUGACACUUCCCCUGUCAUCAUUUUCAAAAUGGAGGAGGCUGAUUUCAAUACCGGUGAUUUGAAAUCACAUAAAGGGAAGAAGAUUAAGAGCUAUUCAGUAGGAUUUAAGGUCCAAGCUUACAUCACACUCAAAUUUUUACUGCAUACCUUUGGUAAACGCCGGAGUGAGAAGAGGUUUUAAAUUAAUUAGCGCCCCGGCGGCAAUUCAAGGAAAUACGGUAUUACAAAAUUAUACUCGUAUAUAUUCCACCAAAAACAGUAUUAUGGUAAUCUUUUAUUGUUGCAAAAAUAAAGUUACAAUAUUACUGAUAUAAGUGACAAUUUUGUAAGUAAAAUCCUCAGAAUAAUCCCAUUAUAUAAUAAUGGUCCAAAAAUAUUUAGUGUCUAAAAUCUACUAUCAUGCCCGCAUAUCAAAUAAGUAUACAUUUGUUAUAAUAUUGUAGGAUUUAUGGGGCGGCAUAGCUCGGUUGCUAGAGUGGCCGUGCCAGCAACCUUAGGGUUCCAGGUUCAAUUCCCGCUUCCGCCAUCCUAGUCACUGCCGUUGUGUCCUUGGGCAAGACACUUUACCCACCUGCUCCCAGUGCCACCCACACUGCUUUAAAUGUCACUUAGAUAUUGGGUUUCACUAUGUAAAAGCGCUUUGAGUCACUAAAAAAACGCGCUAUAUAAAUAUAAUUUCACUUCACAUGAGGCAAUUGUGUGAUGGGAAAUAAGUGAAGCAUAUUUAAAGGAACAGCUGCCUUGCUUUGCCCCCUGCAUUGUUAUUAAGUACGUAAUCAAAAUAAUCCUGUAAUGUUUUUUCUUGUAAAAAUGACCUUAUUUCAGAAUUGCAUUACAUUUUUCUCCUCAUCGUGGCUGUAAUAAUUCUGAUUUGGGAUUUUGUCUGGCGUCUCAGAUUGAUAAAGGAAGUGGUUGUUAAGAGCAGGCUAUAACAGGAAGUGGUUGUUAAGAGCAGGCUGGAGAGAGGCUGCUUGUGUUUUAGGCAGGAGAGUGGGAGGUCCUGGCAGCAAAGGUGGUCAACAUUGUUACAGUACACUUUGAAGGCUCGCGUACCUUUGACUAAUUCUUCAUGUUUGUAAGGAUGCCGACUAACACUUAGAAGUCCUGUGAAAGUUAGUCUCGUAAAGCUGCACGUCAUUUUUUAACAAGUUUUCUAACGCUUUACUAACCAUCCAAAGCUGCAAUGCAUCUCAUCACCGUGAAGUGCCUGGGUCAAGCGAGAUGAACUCCAAAAAAACCACAAUGUCAGACCUCUUGUGUUCAGCUUGUCAGGGAAUAAAUAUAUCACAUUAUAUCCAACUGGUAUAAGCCAUAAUGCUGCCAUGUUCAAUGGAAUUUACUUAUCCUGUUUGUCACGUUGUUGCAUGUGUAGUCUCAAAUCCGCAUUUAUCUGUAUUAAUAAAAAGUGUGCUCCGA